Messenger RNA from Linderina pennispora, 1489 nucleotides. RefSeq lists its product as uncharacterized. The record is from RefSeq and is a predicted model, not a curated record. The transcript has a single exon. The coding region runs from base 45 to 1451 and encodes 468 amino acids. Lineage: Eukaryota; Fungi; Kickxellomycota; Kickxellomycetes; Kickxellales; Kickxellaceae.
CGUUGUAAAAAUUUUAGUUCUUGUAUUCCUCCUCGAGCCUGGAGAUGUCUUUUUCAUUUACACCCGAGGAGCAGGCCCGCGUGCAGGCCGCAGCGGCGCUAGGAUAUUCUCUGGACCCGAUCGGAAAACACGACCUGGCGAUGCUCUGCGUAUUCUCAGUAAUCUACGCUGUGGAUUUAUUUGCUGUGCUCUACCUGCUCUGGAACUGGAACUACCCGCCUAUCAAGUCAAAGGGCCCUGGAUUCCUGGCCGGUGCCUAUAUUGCCAUCGCAUUCUGGUUCAUUGGUGAAAUUCAAGUGAGCGGGCAUAUUCAUUUAAAAGGCACUGCAUAUGCAAACUGCAAGGUGUUCGGAGUCUGGUUGCGUAUCAUCCUUGGUAUCUGUAUGUUCAGCGCGCUGGUCGCUCUGCGCAGCUACUCGCUGUUCUGCAUAUUCGAACUGAAUAAGCCGUACCGGGGACUCAGUCGGUACCUCCCGUUUAUUAUCUACACCACUUUGAUGCUUAUCUACGGGGUUGUUGUGCAGGUGCUCCCAGAUGACAAAACCAUUGUAUAUAAGGGCUUGUUAGAUGUCUGUGUCUACAAAGGCGGUUUCAAGGCGUCGCUGUUUAUCUUUGCCUGGGCAGCCUGGGUGUACGUUGCCAUAGUGAACUGGCAGAUUCGCGGGAUUAAGAGCUCGUUUAACGAGUCGCGGGAAAUGCUGUUCUGUUGCGCCCUGAUUUUUGCUGUUCUGACAUUCGGUACUAUCGUAAACUAUGUGCGGGGUGACUAUCUGUUUGAUCUCCCGCUGCGUCUUGCCAGCACGUGGCUCAACCACAUUGCAUCCAACCUAGUCUGGUGGACAUUGGCCGGAGUUCCUCUCUUCAACUGCAUGUUCCGGCGCGAAAGAUACCUGCGCUACUGGAUGAAAAAGCUAUCGGACGAUGGUCUUCAGCGCCAAUACGAGCAGCAAGCAAAUGUUGCUACCGAUAUUGGCAUGCUCUGCCAACAUGCGGCUUUAGGCAGUCGCUCCUUCAGGUCUUCUAUCAACAACGCAGGGCUGUCAAAUCAGCCAGAGAGCGAUUUCAACUCGAGCCGGUACACUUGCAACACGGUGCAAGCGCAUAGCCUGAAUUUGGCUGCACCCGCACCUUUAGUGUCAACUCGAGCAUUUUACCAGCCUGGCCAUAAUAUGGACGCUCCUUCAGGGGAAAAAACUAUGCGUAUGGACUCGAUACGGGACGCAAAUGCUGUGCUUGAUCGCCAAGUGGAACAGCAGCACGCCUGCAUUACCCAAGAUCGGCUCUAUGGUUCGGCGGAUCAUAUGCCAGAGGCUAGCACACCUUCUGGUCACUCUCCGCUAACCGUGUCAAGAAGCUAUCAUGAGCAAGUAUUUUAUAUAGACUCAAGAUGGGCUGAUGCAGGCGAUGGGGAAAGUCUGAGCGACCAAUAUAGCAGCCGCCGUCUGAUAUGAAUAUCUGUCUAGUUUAAUAUAUGAAUCUCUGUAUCCAA